UGUCUCACCCGUAUUCCUGUUGCUUUCCAUUCCAAAACAUGCUUUUAAAUCACUGAUUUCUGAAAAAAUAUUAGAUUUGACGAUGCCUGUGUUGGACCUGAUCAUUCUUGGCAUCGACACUGUCAUCACACUACUUUUCUACAGAUUUUACAGGAGCAAUAAAGAGGCUGUUAAGAAAGUUCAGGAUGCACCAGAAUUUGACAUCACCCCAGACCUCCUAACAAAAGUGAAGAAAGCUGCAGACCAAACCAUACCCUAUGCCUGUAUCCGAGGACCGGCUGAGGCUGAAGAGACCGCCAUCUCCAGCGUCCAUAAACCUGGCGUGCAGGGAAUCAUUCAGCAGUUAAUUCUGAAAGAGUAUAGAACAAAACGCAGUCAGGGCCACUGGUCAGACAACUCUCGGAUUCUUCGCGAUAUCACCAAGGUUGUACCCUUCGUCAUCUGUGGCAUCAACAAUGUCAGGAUCGUCAUCAACGAACCUAAAGAAGCCGAAUAUCUCAUGGACAAUCUUAGCGUGGUGCAUGACCACUUCGAGCCGUCCCAAACUAAUGUACUCGAGAAAAGCCUUGAUCGCAUCUUUGGUGAUGUAUCCAAAGGUUUUCAGGAAACUGAGACAAUGUUUCCUGUUGGUACAAAGAUGACGGGUAUCGGACAAUUGUCUGUUGAAAAAGGAGUUUUAACCUUAGUGCCACCUGCGAAUGGCGCCUCAUAUAUACUAAGUACACUGACAAAAACAGAAUUGGUGAAAAAGAUGGAGGAUAGAGCAUUCGUUUAUAAAGUUCUAGGCGGCAUAUUUGGUAUUGCAGGUGGUGUGAUACUUGUCAUAUUGUUGAAAAGAUAUUACGAGGAAUAUCAGGCAGAGCAUGAAUUCGAAGAUGCGCUUGCUGAGAUCCGUGAACUACGCAGUCAGAAUCCAAGGAUAUUUGAAAAUACUAGAACUGAGAGAAGUGAUAGUCCAGUGGAUGGUGACGACUCUCAGUUCUGUGUGGUCUGCUUGACCCAAACCCGGGAGGUCGUUUUAUUAGACUGUGGGCAUAUCUGCCUGUGCGCAGACUGUGUGGUGUUAUUACCAGUGCCUCGGAAGUGUCCUGUAUGCAGAAAUAGCAUUGUUAGGAUUUUACCGAUCUAUGUAUCCUAGUGAAUAGGAUGUGACAAAAACCUCAUAAUCAUUGGUCGAUAACUGUAACCCCGUUAUUUUCAAGGCCCUAUGUUACAUGUUUGCAAGAAUGUAAAAUUCAGAUUUUGUAAGACUUCGUAGAAACUUUGUGUAAUUUAAUCGAAGAUCGAAGAUAAUUGUUCAGUAUGUGACUCGUGGAGAAUAGAUUUUACAAGAAAAGGA
This is a messenger RNA of Lineus longissimus, 1339 nucleotides long. RefSeq names its product mitochondrial ubiquitin ligase activator of nfkb 1-like. NCBI's taxonomy places the organism in Eukaryota, Metazoa, Nemertea, Pilidiophora, Heteronemertea, Lineidae. The transcript is spliced from 3 exons. Gene Ontology annotation, molecular function: ubiquitin-protein transferase activity. Gene Ontology annotation, biological process: organelle organization; protein ubiquitination. The coding region runs from base 83 to 1138 and encodes 351 amino acids. The record is from RefSeq and is a predicted model, not a curated record.